Strongylus vulgaris is the source of this 170-nucleotide messenger RNA. Lineage: Eukaryota; Metazoa; Nematoda; Chromadorea; Rhabditida; Strongylidae. The record is from the annotation of a GenBank genome assembly.
AUGGAACUGCUCGUUACGCCAUUAUCUUGGCCAGGGCUAACCCCACAGAUGUUGAACAUCAUACGAAAAGCCCUUCUUAAUCUUCUGACGUUGGCGGAUGAGCAAAUAUACCGUGCUGCACUUGAAUAUGAAGAAAUUCAGGUUAUAAAGGGUCAGUCCGCUUCCUAGUC